AUGGCUUUGCUUCCCAACAUAACUGAAGAACUACAAGACACCAUCGCGGGCCUCGACUGGUCGAGCGACAAUGAACCCUCACUGCCUCAACUUGGACAACCUGAUAUCCGCCAGAUACCUUGGCGUUCUGACUUCGACAGUGUGGUCGCUCAAGUAAUAGACCAGGCAAGCCCUCUGCUCAAGGAGCAUGAGCCGAAGCCCAUGAAUUAUGUCCCAACUGCUCUAUUAAUUCAAACUGGAGGGUUGCUUGACUCGAGGGCCCGUUUUAGCAUCAUCGUCAAGCGGGAUAAAGAGAGUUGUCCAUCCUUGACCAACACGUAG
Truncatella angustata is the source of this 321-nucleotide messenger RNA. RefSeq lists its product as uncharacterized. The record is from RefSeq and is a predicted model, not a curated record. NCBI's taxonomy places the organism in Eukaryota, Fungi, Ascomycota, Sordariomycetes, Amphisphaeriales, Sporocadaceae. The coding region runs from base 1 to 321 and encodes 106 amino acids. The transcript has 3 exons.